Parathielavia appendiculata is the source of this 369-nucleotide messenger RNA. RefSeq names its product cytochrome b5. NCBI's taxonomy places the organism in Eukaryota, Fungi, Ascomycota, Sordariomycetes, Sordariales, Chaetomiaceae. The record is from RefSeq and is a predicted model, not a curated record. The coding region runs from base 1 to 369 and encodes 122 amino acids. The transcript has 4 exons. Gene Ontology annotation, cellular component: endomembrane system; endoplasmic reticulum; membrane.
AUGGCUGGCAAGUUCGAGCCCAAGGUUCCUGUCCAGCUGGACCCUCCCAAGGACGACCCUAUCUCACUCGAGGCUCUAGCCCAAGCAAACGGCAAGGACAAUGGGAAAUGUUAUGUUGCUAUCAAGGGCAUCGUAUACGACGUAACAGGCAACAAAGCCUACCAGCCAGGCGGCGCAUAUCACGUCUUCGCCGGCAAGGACGCCUCCCGCGCCCUGGCCAAGACAUCCACCAAGCCUGAGGACGUGAGCCCCGAGUGGCAGGACCUGCCGGACAAGGAAAAGUCGACGCUCAAUGACUGGGUGACCUUCUUUUCGAAGCGGUAUAAUGUCGUCGGGCGGGUCGAGGGCGCGACGAACUUCGAGAGUUGA